This is a messenger RNA of Gadus morhua (Atlantic cod), 9487 nucleotides long. RefSeq names its product pregnancy-associated plasma protein A, pappalysin 1a (gene pappaa). Gene Ontology annotation, molecular function: metalloendopeptidase activity. The transcript has 22 exons. The coding region runs from base 1055 to 6052 and encodes 1665 amino acids. Gene Ontology annotation, biological process: cell surface receptor signaling pathway; proteolysis. The record is from RefSeq and is a predicted model, not a curated record. NCBI's taxonomy places the organism in Eukaryota, Metazoa, Chordata, Actinopteri, Gadiformes, Gadidae.
UGCACGCAUAUACCCGCUUGGACCACUGAGUAAAAAAAAUAAAAAAGGACCGUCCGUGAGAGUAGCCUACCUGUGUGAAAAACACACAGCAGACCCGGAACAUUUGAAACACGAGUUGCUCUCUUUAAAAAGAAAAAAGGAAAAAAAGAGGCUCGCAGAGCCACCAGCCUUCCAGUGGUGACUCCCCAGGAGUGAUCUCCUCCACAAUCAAUGAGGAUCGCGAUGCUCACGGCUCUCUCUCUCUCCUCUGUCCCCUUCUCCUCCUCCUCCUCUCUCGCCUCACAAGAUCAUUUCAUGCAUCUGCAACUUUUCUAUACAGACCACGAAGCAAAGCAAGUUAGGAUUUCAUUCUCUGCAGCCUUUUUUUUUUGUCCACUCUUUUUUUUUUAGGGGGGGGGGGGGGUCAUUUAAAUAAAUACCAUGAGAAGAGGACGGCUUGCUUUCACUUUUCUUGGGGAUGUAAUAUGUGGUGUUUCAGUGGUGUAUUGUAGGUAGGAUAAGGAAACGACAGCAUAAAAAAGGUGUGACAGGCGCCUUGGAAGACAACUGUGGAUUUCUGCGAGCAACUCCUACAGCGUCCAAAGGGGAUGAGGGGGCAUCGACCGAACCCCCCCUUUUGAUUGAUCACUUAUUAGUCAUCCUCUUUGGUUAAAUGGGACCAUUGAAAAGGCAACCGUGGAACUCAUAGCCUACUAAAUGAAUCAAAAAUUCCCGUGUCCCCCCCCUGCAUGUCUUCUCCAGGAGAGUUUUUCUGCUUCAGAGAGGGGGUCGAGCGUGGUUUUAGCAUUAUAAAGAGGGAAUAACAGCGGUGCUUUAUGGCUCUGGUGUUUAGAUUGGAUUUACACAGUUUUCUGCGCUUUGACAUGCGACUGUAAAAGAAGAGAAGCCACGCAACAAACUCGCCGAAGAUCGCAAAGAGAGGAAGAGCAGAGAACAUUGUGGACCUGUACCAAUUUCCUCCUAUUUAGUUAUAUCUGUUUUUUGAUUUUAAUUUUUUCCCGUUUUUUUUUUUUUUCUAAUUAUAUUUUGUUACUUAUCUCGUCUACCCCUCAAAAUGAAACUUUGGGCAUCUCCCUGCGUGGCUUGCUGUGCGGUGAUCCUCCUCUUGUGGUGCUUCGGAUCAGAGUGCGGGACGGUCAGAGAGAACAAGGGGAGAUCCAAGAGGGACUUGGUGCGUAUCAGGGAGGCAGCGAGAGCCGCCAGCUUCCCGGGGGCUUGUGCCACACGCCUGCCCCGGGGCAAGCGCUCCGUGGCCGGCUUGGAGCGCCGGCUGCCUCGCCAGCGACGGCGCUCCUCGCAGGCGGAGGAGGAUGACUCCCCGGGUCGGGGGGGCAAAGCCGUGUACUUCACCGGCUGGGGAGAUCAGCUCCGACUGAAGCCCGGCGUGGAGAUACCGAGAGGGAAUUUCACCCUGGAGAUGUGGAUCAAACCCGAGGGAGGUCAACGAUCGCCCACGGUGAUUGCAGGUCUUUACGACAAAUGUUUCUACGCCUCCAGCGACCGCGGCUGGCUGUUGGGCAUCCAGGCGGUCAGCGAGCAAGGCAACCGCGACCCUCGCUUCUUCUUCUCCCUUAAGACGGACCGCGCGCACAAGGUGACCUCCAUCCACUCCAACGCCCGCUACACACCUAACCAGUGGGCGCACCUGGCCGUCACGUAUGACGGCGUCUACAUGAAGCUCUACGUCAACGGCGCCCAGGUGGGCGUCAGCCGUGAGCAGUCGGGCGACGUCUUCAGUCACCUGACCAAGAAGUGCAAGGUGCUGAUGAUCGGCGGCAACGCGUUGAACCACAACUACAGGGGGGCGGUGGAGAGGGUGGGCCUCUGGAGGCAAGCCCGGGGGCAGAGGCAGAUCAUCAGGGACAUGCAGGGGCAUGAAGACCCCCAAGAGCUCCCUCAACUGGUCAUCCGCGAGAACUUUAGGUAUCCGGACCGGAAGUGGCUCACAGUGAAAGACGGCAACUUCCCGAAGCCCGAGCCGGGGAUCAACGGGCGCUUGGGGUACGCGGGGGGCAUUGGCGGCGGCGGCGGCAGUAUCGGUGAGGGAUUUCUGGACACCACGUUGGAACCUCCACCGUGCGGCCAGACGGUGUGCGACAACGUGGACGUCAUCAAACACUACAACCACCUGUGGAACUUCCGCAAGCCCAAGACGGUGCGGUACCGCGUGAUCAACGUGUGGGACGACGCUCGCAAGCGGCCCACCGUGUUCGACCACCAGAUCAGCCUGCAGCACCAGCAGCUCAACGACGCCUUCGGGCCCUACAACAUCACCUGGGAGCUGAGCGUCCACAACGUGACCAACUCGUCCCUCCGCGACCGGCUGAUCCUGGCCAACUGUGAUAUCAGCAAGGUGGGCGACGACCAAUGUGACCCAGAGUGCAACCACCCACUGACGGGCUACGACGCGGGGGAAUGCAUCUCGGGCCACCGUAGCCGCUGCCCCGAGUACAAGCAGGGCAACGGGGUGUGCGACGCGGAGUGCAACCUGGAGAACUUCUCCUACGACCUUGGCGACUGCUGCAACCCCAACGUGACGGACGUGACCAAGACGUGCUUCAACCGCUCUUCGCCGCACAAGGCGUACCUGGACGUGAAGGAGCUGAAGGAGGUAGUCAACCUGGACGGCUCCGCCCACCUCAACGUCUUCUUCGCCAACUCCUCUGAUGAAGACCUUGCCGGCGUGGCAACCUGGCCCUGGGACAAGGAGGCACUGACACACCUGGGCGGCAUCGUGCUCAACCCGUCCUUCUACGGCACCUUCGGCCACACGGACACCAUGGUGCACGAGAUCGGCCACAGCCUGGGCCUGUACCACGUCUUCCGGGGCAUCUCGGAGACUGAGUCUUGCAACGAUCCCUGCCUGGAGACGGAGCCCUCCAUGGAGACGGGGGACCUGUGCGCCGACACGAAUCCAACGCCCAAGCACAAGGGCUGCCACGACCCCGAGCCCGGCAACGAGACCUGCGGCUGCCGGCACUUCACGCACACGCCCUACAGCAACUACAUGAGCUACGCGGACGACGCCUGCACGGACUCCUUCACGCUGAACCAGGUGGCCAGGAUGCACUGCUACCUUGACCUCAUCUACCAGAACUGGCAGCCCGCGUCCAAGCCCCCGCCGGUGCCCAUGGCGCCUCAGGUGGUGGAGCAGCACCCCAACGCCGUCACCCUGGAGUGGUUCCCGCCCAUCUCGGGACACUUCUACGACAGAGAAUUGGGAUCAGUGUGUGACAAAUGCACGGAGGGGAGAGUCCUGCUGCAGUACGCAUUCAAUUCUUCGUCGCCGCGACCCUGCGCUCCGUCCGGACACUGGUCUCCGCGAGGAGCUGAAGGCCCGCCCGACGUGGAGCAAGUGUGUGAGCCCAGCGUGCGCACCUGGAGCCCCAACUCGGGCCUCGAGCAGGGCGCGGUGGGCCUCUCCGAGUGCCCGCUGCAGGGCUGCAUGCUGCAGCUGGAGUUCCCCUACCCGCUGGUGCCCGACUCCCUGACCGUGUGGGUCACCUUCUGCAGCCCGGAGGAGACGGCGCUGCCCGCCAUCCACAACAUCCUGCUGCUCACCGUCAGCGGCGACAACGUGUCGCUGGGGCCCAGCAACGUCUUCUGCGACGCGCCGCUCACCCUGAAGCUGGCCGUCGAGGAGGAGGUGUACGGCGUGCAGUUCUUCACCAUGGAGCAGCACCUGGAGAUCGACGCCACGCUGCUGGCCUCCAAGCCCGACUGUCCCCUGUGCUGGCAGUGCCGCCCGCUGACGUACCGCCUGAUGCGCCAGCCCCCCUUCUCCCACGCGCCGCGCGGCCUGCUGCUGGGCGACUCCUCCCGGCGGUACACCGACAGGGAUGUGGUGUCUCAUGUGGUGUACAAGUACCAGGUCCAGACCAUUUCCAGCCGCAGCGAGAGUGAGCCUUCCCCGCCUCUCGCUCACGAACUGGGGGCUUCCUACUGUGGUGAUGGACACAUCCAGAUCAACAAGGGAGAGGAGUGUGACGACAUGAACUCCAUGAAUGGAGAUGGCUGCUCCAGCCGCUGUAAGAAGGAGCCCUCCUUCAACUGUGUCGAGGAGCCCAGCAUGUGCUACUACUACGACGGCGACGGCGUCUGCGAGGACUUUGAGCGGGAAACGGGGGUGAGGGACUGCGGCCUGUACACGCCCAGCGGCUUUCUGGACCAGUGGGCCGCCACAGUGGAGGUCUCCCACGAGCUGAAGCCCUACUGCUCCGGGGAGGUCGCCGCCGGCUACCCCGCCGUCACCAAGACGUGUCAGUCCAAGGUGUUUGAUCUAUCAGAUGGGGUGUCCCAGUAUGCCUGGUUCCCCUGCAGAGAGGCCCACGAGACAUCCUGGGGGAACCCCAACUACUGGCUCAAGGCCCACUUCUCUCACCCCAUGGUGGCAGCGGCGGUCAUCAUCCACCUUGCGGCGGACGGGACGAGCUACCUGGACCAGACCCAGUGCAACAUCACCGUCCAGCUGGUGGACACCAAGGGGGCCUUCCACAGUCUAGGCGACUGGGGUCUGAGCUGCCGCACCAACCCUCUGGUGAUCCCGGUGAGCCACGACCUGUCGGUGGCCUUCUACCACACCAAGGCCAUCCUGGUGACCUUCGCCUCCGAGCUGGUAGCCGUCUCCGGCGUGGGCCUGCGCUCCUUCCAGUCCUUCGACCCCAUCACCAUCAGCGGUUGCCAGAGCAACGAGAUCUACAACCCGACGGGCCAAAGUUGUGUACAUUACUCGUGUGAGGCCAUUGACUGCCAGGAGCCGCUGAUCCGCAAUGCAGAGCUCAAGUGCAGCAGCCCCGGCCGUCACUUCUACAACGGCGACCGCUGCACCAUUGCAUGUGACUCCGGCUACGUCCUGCAAAUCCACCAGGACGAUGACAUCAUCAAGAGCAAGCUGGACUCCACCGUCACCAUCACCUGCGCCGACGGGAAGUGGAACAAGCAGGUGUCCUGUGAGCCGGUGGACUGCGGCCUGCCCGACAAGUACCACGUCCACCCGGCCCACUUCGUCUUCCCCAACGGCACCACCUACGGCACGAAGAGCGUCUUCCAGUGCAAGGAGCCUGCGCAGCUCGUAGGCACCAACAACACGCUGACCUGCCUGGAGGACGGUCUGUGGUCCUUCCCGGAGGCCCUGUGCGAGCUGCGCUGCCCGGCGCCCCCCCCGGUGCCCAACGCCGUGCUGCAGACCAAGCGCUGCAACGAGACGGGGCUCAAAGUGGGCUCCCUCUGCAAGUACAAGUGCCGGCCGGGCUACCACGUGGCCAACAAGCCCAAGAGGCGUGCGUUCAAGCGCCAGUGCACGGAGGACGGCCGCUGGAUCGAGGGCGCGUGCGAGCCCGUCACCUGCGACGCGCCGCACGCCAUCUUCCACGGCUCGUACAGCUGCACCGACGGCUUCCGCUUCGACAGCGUCUGCCGGCUCAACUGCUCCGACCCGCCGGCCGCCAGCUCCGUCUACGGCGGCGGCGGCGGCGGGGGUGGCGCCGGGGGUACCGGACGCUCCGCCCACACGGCCCCUGGGUCCAACAGCAUCAGAUGCAGGAAAGACGGUAACUGGACGGGCUCCUUCCGCCUGUGUCCCCAGAGCCGGGGCCAGUGCUCUCUACCGCAGAACCUCCACUACAGCCUGCAGUACUCGUGCAAGCGAGGCCACGGCAUAGGUGAGGACUGUGAGCUAACGUGCAGGGAGAGUAACAACGAUGUGGUGAUGUUGCCUAGCAACCUGACAGCAGACUAUGUACUCACCGAGCACUGGAGGAACCCUCCCAAAGUCAAGAGCAUCGUGUGCACGAUGGGGCUGAAGUGGUAUCCCCACCCGGAGGCGCUCCACUGCAUCAAAGGAUGUGAGCCGUUCAUGGGAGACAACUACUGUGACUCGGUGAACAACAGGGCCUUCUGCAACUACGACGGAGGGGACUGCUGUCAGUCCACCGUCAAGACCAAGAAGGUGAUCCCGUUCCCGAUGUCCUGCGACAUACGGGAUGAGUGCUCCUGCCGGGAUCCCAACUCCAUGGAGAACCGGAAGGAGGAGCACGUCCACUCCCUGGGGUGACCUGUCGGGGAGGUGGAGCCUUCCUCCCUCCUCCAUGGCCCCCCCGGAUCUCCAACAUCCAUCACACACAGCCAGAGUGGCCGAGACAGACCUCUCUCUCUCCACCACCACAACCACCACCUCCGCCUCCUUCCUCAUCCUCAUUUCGGCUCCCACCACCACCACCACCAGCCACCACCACCACCAACCCCACUCUCCUCCUCCUCCUCCUCCUCCUCCUCCUCCUGCUCCUCCUCAACUUCCUGCACAUGCUGCUUAACAGGCAUACCUCUCCGUCCAAACUGCAAAACCCAAAACCAGCCGAACUGCCUCCAAUCUCCACGUCGCAGACUGAUCUCAAACACAAAGAAACAGGAAAAGCAAGUCCCGGCAGAAAAAGAGAAAUUAGAAAGACCCACGUUCGCUCCAAUGUAUAAGGAAGGUAACCCCGUUGCGAUUCCGUCGUACAGGGAAACCAAACACGUACAGCAAAAAGGGGGAAAGAAUAAUUAAAAACAAUAUGAAAAUUCAGAAGGUUGUCAGCAACAAUUUGAAAAAGGGAUACACAAACAAGCCUCGGUAGCAUGCCUUUUGUUCAGUUUGUGCCAGCAUUGGUGUAAAUAUUAACGAUAUCAAUGCCAUAUAAUCUCAUGAGUCAAAAUGGUCGAAUGUGUCCUAGGUAGUUCCAUGAUUUGCUUUUAUGAAGGAGAGUAUCACCCUCAUAUUUAACAAAGAAACAAAGUCAUGGGCACUCAAACGCAUGCUACUAACUUUAAGAAAGGGCUUGAUUUUUGUGACUUCCUCUUCCUUGAUUCUAAACUGGCUAGACAUUUGAUAUCCCUAAUGCUUCACAGCGAUGUAUUGCUUAUCUCCUGAGUAUCUCUGGCCAUACAGAUGAUUCUCUAAACAGGCGGUCAGAAUAAACAAACGGUCUAACGGGAAAUGAGUCAGCCAUACAGUUGAGUUGCAAACAAAUUCUUCGUAACAAAAAAAACUUGAAACAAAUUAGUACCUCGUUUCUCCAUGAUGAAUCACCACAAAACUAGGUUCCAAAACUCUUUUUAUAUACUUCUAUUUGGAAUGCAAGUCCAGUGAUUCUUUUUAGCAUGACCUCUGCUACUAUGUUUGCUGCUACUUGCGAUUUUAACAUAACAUUAAUCUAAUGGAGUUAGACAAUGCCUUGUCUUCCUUGCUUAACCCCCUUUGGGAAUUCAUUUACACUUGCAUACGUAUGCAUGUACUAAAACACACAUUGGGACAGAACGCAUGCUGGCUACACCACAUUAUAAAUGCACUAGGAACUUUUUACAAACCUGGAACCUCACUUCUCCAUCUCAACGUAACUUUGCAAGUUCGCAAAAGGAAAGGCGAAAUACAUUGAUUUUACACAACUUAAAGAAUGUCAUUGAUAACACCUCACUAAGGGACGGCCUCAUUUCAAUCUCAGUUCAAACUCUUUCCUUUAUGGAAAAAGGCACUGGAGGAGAACUCACGAGUGGACAGUAGAGGUAAUCACGAAUGGCCGCUUGAUAGCCCUGAGCGUCCGGAAAUAGUUUUUGGACUGAAAUUGAAAUGACUGCCAGCCUGUUAAGAAUGUAGUCAAUGCUCGUCAGGUUUUCUCAAUAUUUUUUACCGCUUCAUUGCACAGUAGGUCUACUGCACGGCCCAUCCACAGAGACAGGGCUGGACGUAGGCCAACCUUGGCAGGAGAAUACCACAUUCUCUCUCAUGAUUACCCUCUUAGGUUUGCUUAGAUGCAUAUUGAAAUGACAUUUGGAUGUAUUCAUCACAAAAAAACACCGCAACGUCCUCUUCUUAGGUUUAGAAGUUGUUUGCCGUUAACGGUGCAACGGUGGAAUCGGCUCUUUGCGAUACCGAGAACGUAUCCAUCCCUCCACCAAAUCCCGCCCGAUGGAUUUCAAUAGUUGAUAUGGCUGCUAAUCUGUGUCUGUAUUUCUUUCUACUUUCCAUUCCAAAUGUAUGCAACGGUUUUCCUCAUGCGUAUUCGAUUACGAAGGCUGCCUGACGAUUUGGUCCCCGACUUUUUUUGCUGCUCUUCUUUUUUCUGGUUACCAACCUCGUCAUGGUGACCGCCCUCAUCAGGGUCCCCGCUCUGUAUCUCGUCUUUUCCUCGGCCACGGUCCCGUAUUAGGCUGCUAUCGCAUACGACACAAUGAAAACAUGGUCGUAGACAGAGGGCAAGCUGAAACGAGUAGUCAUUUAGUACAAAAUCAUCGUGUAUCGGAAUCUGUAUCAAUCGAUCAACUAGGACAACACCACCACAAGCAAAAAAAAAGAAAAGAUAACGAGGAACGUAUUAUUUUCAAAUCGGUAUAGUGUAAAUAUUACUAUAUGUUCUUUAUGACAAAUAAGUUGAAGAAAAAACGUUUUAGGUUUUGUUUUUGUUUUAUGUCAUAUUUAAUCAGUAUUUGUAUCAUUGACCUCAGUUACUGCACUUUUUUAGUUGCCAUGUAAGAAGAAUAGUAUAUAAUUCAAACAUGUUUAGAAGCUGCUAUUGUUGAAAUGGUGAUUUGAAACAAACUUUGAUAUUCUGUCAUUUGACUGUCUUUAUUACUAUUAGCUUUUCUUUGCUAAGUGUGUUUUGAAUCCUAAUCCCUAAAAUCGACCUUCCCGCCAAAUAUAUGAACUGGUUUUUGGAUCCAAGAAGCCUAUGGAAAGACAGAAGCUUGCUAUUAUUCUUAUAUUCAUCUUCCAUUUUCCAUAAAGACCUCGUGAAAAACAUACAUCAGAGGUCAUUAUAUAUUACAAAUAUAGCUGUUGUGUAAUGUAUCAUCUUAGGUUUUGUGUUUUUAAGUUUCCGCAGAGAAACCGAGGAUUGUUAUUAGGGAAAGAGAGCUAAAUGAAGCAACUACCAAAAAAGGGACUAUGGAGAGACUUUUUUUUUUUUUUUACUUUAGUUUCUUUGGGGGGAAAAAAGGAACUAGGGUGUCCUGACAUGAUACAUGAUCUUCUAAGAUUGCAGUUAACACUUUAUAUGAAAAAAAGAAAUAUAUAUAGCCCUGGUAAACUGAAUUGUUAUAUGUUGAUCUUAUCAAAUGAUAUGUACUAUUACUCAACAAUACUGCUGCUUCCCAUAUAACUAUUUUGCCAGUGGGGAGACUGACCUUAAGUCAACAACAACAACAACAACAACAACCACAACAACAAUAACUGUACACACCAAUGACACACAGUUCUUUCGGUUGGUCAUUUGAGAGGAAACAGAAAACAAAAAGCCAGGUCCUAAAGGCCUCCCCGCCCCCCAUUUGUAUGGAUGUAUCGCUGACUUUUGAUUGGUUCAAACCGGAAAACGAAACGACUAGCCGUUUCACAAACUUCACGACAAAAUCUCCUCCACCUUGUCCUGAAGGUACACUUGUAUUAAUUCCAUUGAUGCAGGAACCAAAAAAAAAGCAAAAAAAAAAAAAGUCAUAAAAAAACAAAAACAAAACAAGA